Messenger RNA from Raphanus sativus (radish), 645 nucleotides. RefSeq lists its product as uncharacterized. The transcript has 2 exons. The coding region runs from base 1 to 645 and encodes 214 amino acids. The record is from RefSeq and is a predicted model, not a curated record. Lineage: Eukaryota; Viridiplantae; Streptophyta; Magnoliopsida; Brassicales; Brassicaceae.
AUGAAAUGUGACAACUACUGCCCAAGAUGUGGUGAGCCAGAGGAGUCAGUAACACAUGCUAUUUUUGAAUAUCCACCUGCUCUACAAGUUUGGCUACACUCAUCGACUCCAACGAAUCCUGACGUUUUCCCAGCAGCAAGCAUAUACACGAAUAUGAACUAUCUCUUCUGGGAAAAAAACGGUUCACUUGAACCAGAACAAGAUAGGGAUCCUUAUCACUGGCUAAUUUGGUAUAUUUGGAAAGCUAGGAAUGACAAACUAUUUAGGGGAAUAGACAGAGAUCCUCUGGAGCUAGUUCGAUAUGCUGAGAGUGAGUGUCAAGCUUGGUUUAAUGCUAAUGAGACGAUACCACCAGUAGUACAAGGGAGUAAUGUAGUGGAUCCUCAAUGGGAGAAAUACACAACUCAUGGGAUCACAGAAUUUCCCCAGAAGAGAAUCAGCUCUGCACUCAGAAGUGGAAGCACUGCGAUGGGCGAUGGAGAAUAUGCUUCAGCAUUCAACAUGUCAGAGAUUCGGAACAGACUGCAAAGAAUUGAUUACUAUGAUCAAGGAACCGCAUGCUUGGCCAAGUUUUGCUACGGAACUAGAGAGGAUAGAGACAUUGCUCAUAUGCUUCCCGGAUUUCGAGAUUUCUUAUAUUCCUAG